Messenger RNA from Myotis lucifugus (little brown bat), 1035 nucleotides. RefSeq names its product chloride intracellular channel 1 (gene CLIC1). The record is from RefSeq and is a predicted model, not a curated record. The transcript is spliced from 7 exons. Bases 1 to 804 code for a protein of 267 amino acids. Lineage: Eukaryota; Metazoa; Chordata; Mammalia; Chiroptera; Vespertilionidae.
AUGCCAGCAGCCGAAGCAGCCAUUGCCUGGGCCCGCCCCUGGGUGUGGUCCCCACCGCACUCUCACACUCGCCUCAAGGGCUACUUUUACUCCCGGGUGGGGCUUGCUUUUCAGGCUGGCAGUGAUGGUGGCGCCAAGAUUGGGAACUGCCCCUUCUCCCAGAGACUGUUCAUGGUGCUCUGGCUCAAGGGAGUCACCUUCAACGUCACCACCGUUGACACCAAGAGGCGAACUGAGACAGUACAGAAGCUGUGCCCAGGAGGGCAGCUCCCCUUUCUGCUGUAUGGCACUGAAGUGCACACAGACACCAACAAGAUUGAGGAGUUUCUGGAGGCAGUGCUGUGUCCUCCCAGGUACCCCAAGCUGGCAGCUCUGAACCCUGAGUCAAACACAGCUGGCCUGGACAUAUUUGCCAAGUUUUCAUCAUUUGAUGCUCUUGCCAAUGCCCUCUCUUGUGCAGACCUGGAGAAGGGGCUCCUGAAAGCCCUGAAAGUUUUAGACAAUUACCUGGCAUCCCCCCUCCCAGAGGAAGUGGACGAGACCAGUGCUGAGGACGAGGGCAUCUCUCAGAGGAAGUUUCUGGAUGGAAAUGAGCUCACUCUGGCGGACUGUAACCUGCUGCCAAAGCUCCACAUAGUGCAGGUGGUGUGUAAGAAGUACCGCGGCUUCUCCAUCCCCGAGGCGUUCCGCGGAGUGCAUCGGUACCUGCGCAAUGCCUAUGCGCGCGAGGAGUUCGCCUCCACCUGCCCCGACGAUGAGGAGAUCGAGCUGGCCUAUGAGCAAGUGGCCAAGGCCCUCAAAUAAGCUCCCUCGGGGCGCCCUCGCCCCCUCCCCUCCAUUUCCCCCCACAAGGCCCCGGGUGGUUUCCCUUGGCUACCCAAGGGACACACUCCAAAAUGCCCAGUGGGCAGUGAAUUCUGGAGACUUGUGCAGGACUGCCUGGGGGGUGGAGGGAAGGAUGGGGGAUCGUGGGGGGUGGGGGUUGGGACUGAUUGGUAGGACAAUGUAUUUCAGUAAUAAAAUACAGAAUGAAAA